Odobenus rosmarus divergens (Pacific walrus) is the source of this 1194-nucleotide messenger RNA. Its product is annotated as olfactory receptor 2G6-like. Gene Ontology annotation, biological process: G protein-coupled receptor signaling pathway. Lineage: Eukaryota; Metazoa; Chordata; Mammalia; Carnivora; Odobenidae. The record is from RefSeq and is a predicted model, not a curated record. The transcript is spliced from 2 exons. The coding region runs from base 1 to 1194 and encodes 397 amino acids. Gene Ontology annotation, cellular component: membrane. Gene Ontology annotation, molecular function: olfactory receptor activity; G protein-coupled receptor activity.
AUGAGUAGAGCUGAAGUAUGUUCUGACUGCUCCUCCAUCUGCCAUCCUGUCUCUGAUGACAGAGGUAGCCAUUAUGAUAACAGAGACACCUGUUAUGGGUACCUUUAUAACAAAGUGUGUGUGUAUGUACCCGUGUGUGUGUUCAGAAGGUGGCAUACAAUCAGUUGUCUUCCAGUGAAACAGAAGCACAAGCCCCUGAGGCUCUUCUCUCUCCAGAGACCUGCCUCUAUGUCUGAUAUAGACGAAGGAGUGAAAGGGACAAAUUUUAGCAGUGCAGCAGGUUUUAUUUUGCUCGGUUUUUCUGACCAGUCCCAGUUGGAGACGAUCCUCCUUCUGGUUGUCUCUAUCAUAUAUGUUCUGACACUGGUGGGGAACACAGCAAUCAUACUGGUCUCUUACUUGAACCCCAAGCUCCAUAAGCCCAUGUACUUCUUUCUGUCUAAUCUCUCUUUCCCGGACCUCUGCUUCACCACCAACAUCGUUCCACAGAUGCUGUGGAAUCUCAAGGGCCCUGAGAAGACCAUCAGCUACACUGGGUGUGUGAUCCAGCUCUAUGUUGCAUUGGGGCUGGGCUCCACAGAGUGCAUCCUCCUCACUGUGAUGGCCUACGACCACUUCAAUGCCAUCUGCCGACCACUCCACUAUGGUGUUAUCAUGCACCCAAAGCUUCUCUGGCACCUUGCAGCUGUGGCCUGGAUCAGUGGUUUUGUGGAAUCCAUGGUUCAGACCCUCCUUGUUUUCCAGUUGCCUCUCUGCAGCCACCACAGAGUGGAUGAUUUUAUGUGCGAGGAGCCUGUUCUGAUUAAAAUCACCUGUGUGAACACAACCUUCCUGGAAAAUGAGCUCUCCAUAGCAAUUGUCCUCUACAUGGUUAUACCUCUAGGGCUUAUUCUGGUCUCCUAUGGCUGCAUUGCUAGGAGUGUGCUGAGGACAAAGUCCACGGAAGGCAGGAGGAAAGCAUUUGGGACCUGUGGGUCCCACCUCCUUGUUGUUGUUUUGUUCUUUGGGACUAUAAUUUUUGUCUACAUCCAACCCAAGAGCAAGUACACACAGAACCACAGUAAAUUCCUCACCCUUUUCUAUACUGUAGUGACACCCUCGCUUAAUCCUUUGAUUUACACCUUGAGAAACAAAGAGGUUAAGUGGGUUCUGAGAAGAUUGCUCAGAAGAGACCCCCAUCAGGGGGAAAUGUGA